CUCUCCAGAUUUGUAGACGUCUGUGUUUACCGCUACUGCCUUUGCUGCUACAGUUGCUACUACUACAGCGCACACAGUAGUCGCUGUUAUUGUAGGCAGCAUCAUCAUCGUUACCAUUAAGCUCUAGCUCGUACGUCACAGUCAAACAUUAGCGUUAUUAUCGUGAUGAUUGUCUUACUUUUAUGUUGAUGUCGAUGAUCUAGCGAUAACCCUACUUGGGAGUACUAGGGUAGUGAUGCAGCGGUUAUCUUUUCCUUUCGUCCGGUCGCUGAGUUGAUCCGAGACGCGCAUGUCAAUAGCCUACCGAAGGUGUGGUAGACGGACACAUCUAAUAGUAAUACGGAAGUGUUAGUGCCAAUACAUAGCGGAUACCCUUUAUCUACCUAGCGUCGAUUGUUAUGUCGCACACCUGCGUACGUGCAUGUAGGCAUAUAGAAAACAUUUACCUAUACACGUUUAUGCAUAUUACGGCGUGCCAACCACCCAUAAGUCAUGGAUGGAAGGUGUUUUACUAUGUUUAUAGAAGUUGUUGUUAGUUCAUUUCGGUGAUUGGCGGUCUACUGCCGUCUACCCAGAGAGGUAGCCUAAGCACCCCCCACUGCUAUCGUAAUCCCUUUUUUCCUGAUCUUUCGAUGACGUUGGACAGCGACGUGCCUUCGUCGUUUGUGUGAACGUUGCAUCGAUAAUAUACUUCAGUGUGUCGUGAGUUUCGUGUUAUGAUCAAUCGGUGCUGUGAAGUUCGGUUCAAUCAGUGUCGAAAUAUAAAACGUUGCGUUUUGUGCUCUUCCAGCCAACUGGUCCUGUGUCGGCCGUCAUCCCGCACUUUAGGCGGGAGCAAGACCUCUGCCGCAAUAAAGUACACUGUCCAGAGUACUUAACACUACCGAAUUAUUAUUGUUGUUCUCUUCUGUGGUCUAGACGAAAAAUAAUGAGCCAAAUGUAUCGUACGAUUUCUAACAAUGAUGGGUGCCUCACUGGUUCGUGCUGUUGUGCUAACAUCCAGCGCUGCCCCCUCUCAGGAUUAUCUCAGCACCGCGUUCAAGACAAGGAAAAUGGCGCCGUCACCCUGAAGUGCGCUGCUGCUGCCACCGCCGCAGCAGUCCACGUCACUGUUGUCCGUGCCGUUAAUGGUGCAGUUGUCGCAAUCGGCUGGUAAACGUUGCGCGAUCUCGUGUAUUGUCGACAGUGUGAAGCUUACGACCGCCGAGCACACGACGUGCAAGGUCCAGCGACAGCAGCGGGAGCGACAACAGCGGCACCACUAACAACAACAACAACAGCUACUAAGAAGAAAUCAGGCUCUUAUUCGUUGUGCCUAGUUACCGCUGAGAACCUCGUGCUGCAUCAACACGACCACGAACAACAACCACCGAAAAUGAAGCAGUUCAUGAGUUGCCAUGUGGCGGCCGCCAAAGUUAUAGCGGUCAGUCUCAUUCUGCUGCCGAUAAUCGGUGCCGUCCACGCGUUCGACGAUGAUGAGCUCACCGAGCCGACAAUCACGGUGAUCGGGGUCCUGGGCGAGCGUGCAUCGCUUCCAUGCAAUAUUGCCCCCAACUCGAGUGAUGAUGAAGUGUCUUUGGUAUUGUGGUAUCGAGAUGACUCGACGACACCUAUCUACUCAGCGGAUGCGCGCAAGACGUCACUGCGGAAGGCGCAUCAUUCGCCCAUCGACUGGCUGGCACAUCGUGCUUUCCUCAAAGUCGAGACAAGUCCUUCUCUGUUGCAACUGUCGCCGGUUCAAGAGGGCGAUGACGGAUUCUACAGGUGCCGAGUGGACUUCAAGAAGGAGCGUACACGGAACUAUCAAGUGCAUCUCAAGGUUAUUCUUCCGCCGAAUGAACCGAUCAUCAGUGACCAGAAUAGGGAGAUCCUACCAUCGAAGAGUGUCAUCGGUCCAUACAACGAAGGAGACAAGCUGAUCCUCGUCUGUCAAGUCGAAGGAGGCAAUCCUCCACCCGUGGUAACAUGGUGGCGAGAGUCAUUUCUACUUGAUGACCACUAUAACGUAUCAAACGGAAUAUCGAAGAACGUGUUGGAAAUCCCUGCCCUCACUCGUAACGAUCUGAUGGCCACUCUGACCUGUACUGCGUCCAAUAAUAAUAUCUCGUAUCCUGUAUCAUCUAGCGUAAUCGUCGAUCUCAAUUUCCGUCCUCUGUCCGUCUGGAUCGAAGGGGAACAGCAGCCGCUCUCGGCUGGCAAAUCGGUGACGCUUGAAUGCCGCGCGUCAGGGUCGCGCCCGCCAGCGGUUAUUGAAUGGUGGAAAGGCGGGAUGCGAAUGAACUCGACCUCGCACAAUAGCACAAGUGCAUUAACAUUUGUGCCCACGGCUGAUGAUUCUGGCAAGCACCUUUCGUGCCGCGCAGAGAAUCCCCUCAUCGCAAACAGCCGCAUCGAGGACGGAUGGAAGCUCGAAGUUCACUACAACCCUAUUCUGAGCCUGCGCCUCGGGAGCAAGCUUCGGCACCAGCAUAUCCAGGAAGGUAACGAUGUAUUUUUCGAGUGCGACAUUCGCGCCAACCCCUGGGUGAACGAUAUCGGAUGGCGUUUUGAAGGUCGAGAGGUGCAGACAAACACCUCGGCAGGUGUAAUCAUAAGCGGUCAGAGCCUUGUAUUACAAAAGGUGGAUCGCUACAGCCGAGGCAGGUACACCUGUCAUGCUACGAACGCGCAGGGGCCCGGCGAAAGUAACGCCGUCAUGCUCAAAGUCAGGUUCGCUCCCGUGUGCAAGGGCGAACAGAAGACGACGUACGGGGCCGCCCGAAAUGAGCUAGUCAAGAUAUUCUGCGAACUAGAAAGUGACCCCGUUGAAAUCGCGUUUAAAUGGCGUUUCAAUAACAGCAAAGAGCUCAUCUCGUCCAGUAACGUUCAUACGGAUGGCACUCGGUCCUGUGUGACCGUUGUACCACACACUGAGGAGGAUUAUGGUCCAAUCAUCUGCUGGGGAAAGAACAGCAUCGGCUUGCAGAGAGAACCAUGCGUCUUCCAGCUGAUUCCUGCGGGUCCGCCGGAGCCGGUACAUAAUUGUACAGUGGUCAACCAAACCGAGGAAUCGUUGACAAUUGCCUGCCAGGAAGGCUACGAUGGAGGUAUUGAGCAGUCCUUUCAUAUGGAAUUACACGACGCUGAACAGCGUACUCUGCAAGGCAACUAUUCACUCUUGUCCACUGGUCGCACCCAGAUCGGAAGUGACGAUGAAUCUGGUGGUAGUGUGUCUGGGCCUGUUGACCUGCCGGCCAGCCAGCCAGCAGUGGUCAUGUCAGCUUCCGGACUCGCACCAGCGACAGCCUACGUGAUCGCUGUCUGGGCAGCGAACGCACGAGGUCAGAGUCCACCUACUGUGAUAGUUGCGCACACGAUCCCGUCACCAAUAUCACUUACGCGCAGAGGAAUGUGGCACAUCUCGUUGAGUCCAUUGAUCCUUGUGCUGAUAUUUGUUGUAACGGGAAUCAUCCUUGUCGCGUUCACGAUCAUUCUCAUUAUGAAGAUCAGGACUCGGCAAGUCAUCAAGAGCUCUCAACAGCGCGCUGCCGCCGCAGAUGAAAAGCCGCAGAUUCCGUUGCCAGAGGAAGGGGACGUCACGGAGCUUGCGCGGUUCGCCGACGAAAACAAGGGUCCGGAUGUUAUACCACCAGACGCGAUUCCUGGCAGUGGCGAAAUCAGAGGAAGCGGUGUCCUUGGAUUGGGAGUCGGAGUUGGGUUCGGAAGUUCCAGCGCAGCUGUCGGAGUAUGCAGGGUAGAUCCUCGUUUCGACACAGGUUACAUGCCUAGAGGCGGAACUUUAAAGCGAGGUACAUGGGAUUGCACGAAUCCACCCGCCAAUAGUGUUGUACAGCAGGAGUCGCUUAUAGGAGCCAUAAUAUCGGAAGCCGGGAAUGUUCUGUCAGGGCCCUCCUCAUCCCACCUAGCUUCAUUUCACCAUAUGACCACCUUGCCGCGACAGCCUCCACAGCAUCCAACGCAAGAAGUAUCACAGCAUAAAGAACCAGUGCACGACAUACACAUGGCAGCAUUACAUAGUCACGCGUCAUGGGCUGUGAGUCCUGCAGAGUUAGCUCUGUCUCCGCGAGGCUGCCCCCCGGAGGGCCCUUACCACCAAUCCCCACAUCCUACACAAACGACCUCUCUCUCCACAGCCCAAUAUGAUAGCACGCUCAAGAGCUUUCGGCCAUACAGCGAUAUCCGGCCGGAGCGUCGCUGAGAGCCGCUUGAACAACCGUCUUCAUCUUAGGCCACAGUCAGAAGAUACACUAAACAAGAUUGGUCCUAUUUCCUCAUUUUAUAAAGAAAAUAGACGAGCAGAAGUCGAAGGAGAUUUGGUCUAAAAUAUCGUCAGUGUAUAUGACCACUUCGUAGCAUCAGAAAAACCAACACAACAUAGUGGAGAUCAAGAUGAAGUAAUCAGUGAUUCUCAUUGACUACUACUCGCCAUAUGAGGCCAUACAAAUGGACUAAUCAUAGUUGUGUUCCUCAGAUGUGGAUUGUCUCUUUCUAUUCUAUGACAUGAUACUUACCGUUCCAUGGACAGAUUUAACAUAUAGCAAACGAAAGAUACGAGGUAAUUGCAGAGUUUCCAGGAUGGAUGAGUGUUAGAAUAAGCUGGACUGAAACCCAGUCUGAAUAACAUUGUGCUGAUAUUAGUAGCACUAGUGUGUGGGCAACCUAUAUUCUCGAGCUGUACAUAUUGUAUAAUCCUUUGUUGUAAAUGAAGGCGAAGUAAGGAAGUUCGGUAGCUGAAGCAAAAUAUAGGAUGAAACCAGAAUAUACGGAGGUAUGGGCGUAAUCCUUAAGGCCGAAACCCUCAUGUGGACAAUAUGUAGAGGAAGGGGCGCAGAGACAAAAGCUGAAGGUAAGCUUAAUGAAAAGAGAAGACCUGUGCACAUGGCAAGAAGAAUCGGUGAUAUACUAUAUGAGCAACAAAGGUAUAAGACAUAGUAAGACGAAAAGGAAGCAUGGUUAAAUAUUUGCAAACGAUGCUUAACGUAUACAUAUGUAUUCACAAUUUUCGAUCGAGGGUUUGAGUACUGCUACAGGAAGCUCUUAAUGCAAGAUAUGUACGGUCUACGGUGGCUGCGGCUUUUUAAAAAACGUUACUUCGGAAAUCUUUCCGACAACUUAUUUCAAGUUGUACUUACGUCAGCAUUUUUUUUUUCUAGGUACGCGAGUCUAAUAAAUUCGGAAUAGAAUCAACUGGCCGUAGCAAAAAGGAACCGUAUAUUGAUCGGAAUAAUUGCAAUGGGUAUAGUGCCGCAUAGCGACUAAAACAACAAUAGUAAUUAUAAUAAAAAUAAUAUUUAACAUUUAAUAUUACACAAGUAUAAUAAUAGAAAUAUUCAAGUCAUAAAGACCAUUAGCUGCGAUUUUUGCUAUAGCGGUUAUUAUUAUUAUUACCAUUACUAUACUUGUAUGUACAACUGCGUCAAAAAUGCGCUGAACUCGUAGAGGACUUCAUAGAAAUAUCUGGCCUCCUUGAUUGCUUGAUUGACUCAAUGGAAAACGUUUGAUUUCACUUCAACCUCAGAGGGAUUGAAAGAACAGCAUGUACGAAAGUGUAAUUUAUUUUAGUUUUCUAUCCACUAGCGCUGUAUUGCGGCGGCAACAAUUCAUCAUACGAUUGAGCUACUCUUAUUGUAUGUAUUUCGUAUCUGCGGAGGAAGGACACUACUUAUCGAGAUUGAUCUCGUUGUAGAAACGAAACUAACAAUAUGUACGCGUCGUGUAUGCACGAGAACGUGUGGGUACAAAAGCCCAUCUUUUUCAGGAACCUGAGGGGCCCGCUCGCGCAGAGUGGCGGACAGCAGUCGGUACUCAAACGGUGAUUGUACUUCGCGCACACUGCUGUCCCUGCCGCCGCCAGCGUCUGGGUUCCAACGAUAGUCUUCUUUCGCCAUGAUGGACAGCAAGAGAGAACCUGGUAAACUGAGAUCGAACGAUUGUUUGUCUGUGCACUAACUCGACCCGCAGCAGCUUCCAUCCCGUACACUGGUUGGUUACAGAAAAGCAGGUUCACCUACUUGUCUUCAGCGUAGGCGUAGGCGUGCAUGUUGAAUUUUAGGUGGGUCUGAUAACGAUUCUGAUUGCAAUGACGAAGCUGAUGCUGAUGAACAGGGAGGAUGUUCGGAGUUACGGAGAUAAUAAGUAUAUGCCGUAAGGUGAAUGUAGGAAGAUGAAACUCGACUUAGCGGUGAACGCGUCUGAGGGCUUCAGGUUAGGUUACAAUGCGUGUGAGGAUUUUGUCACCAGACCACAGGUAUGCUACGGUAGAACGUAAUUGACACAAACAGAAGAGAGAGCGACAAAACUGUUACAAAGGGGUUGACCAGGCGGCUACCGACGAAGUAUCUACUUGUAUGCUGCAUGUGUAAUGGCCAACAACAUUCGAUGCAAGAAAGGCCUGUACACUGAGGGGGAAUAUAUAAGCAGCCAAGCGAAGGCUAAACGACAACAUUUUAACCAGUGUAUUAUUUGAUAGGACACAUGUGAGGGUGAACCUACCGAGUUCGGAAAAAAGAAUGAAUGAUAGAAAACAAAACACGAGAACUAAAGAGUUGCUCAUUUUUCAUUUAAAUUUCUGCCGGUAGACGCUGAGCAUGCUGAAAUGAUAUAGGGGACACACAAGGCGCACAGACCUAUUCAAAGAGAUUACAAAAAACAUUUGAAGUACGUGCGCGGGAGGUAUAAAUUAGUGAAGUUCACCAGAAUGGAACUUAUUUUACUUAACAACAACUUAUGGUGAAAGCGCAACGCUGUUCAAAAGGGCACCAAAUAACGAAGUGAUCAAAAAUCAAAGAUGGAACUACUUACCAGUGUAGGAUAAUGGACGGAACAGCCGAAAUAACGUUGUCGCUGAACGUAACGAUAUAGAUACAGAAACUAAUAAUACAAUUAUCAGCUGAGUAAUCAAUUAUAACUCUAAUUUAUAAAUACAAAACAAGUUAAAAACGGACAAAGAAGUUUAAGGAUCCAGAUGAACGAAUAGAACCACAAACAUUUCAAUAGAAAUUGUUUAUUGUACUUAUUACUAAUAUAUAUAUAUAUAUAAAAAAAGUGCACGUCAACACUGCGAUAUAAAUAUGUAAAAUA
This is a messenger RNA of Varroa destructor (honeybee mite), 7080 nucleotides long. Its product is annotated as protein turtle-like. The record is from RefSeq and is a predicted model, not a curated record. Gene Ontology annotation, molecular function: protein binding. NCBI's taxonomy places the organism in Eukaryota, Metazoa, Arthropoda, Arachnida, Mesostigmata, Varroidae.